Messenger RNA from Halichondria panicea, 2501 nucleotides. RefSeq names its product sushi, von Willebrand factor type A, EGF and pentraxin domain-containing protein 1-like. The coding region runs from base 1236 to 2216 and encodes 326 amino acids. Lineage: Eukaryota; Metazoa; Porifera; Demospongiae; Suberitida; Halichondriidae. The transcript is spliced from 6 exons. The record is from RefSeq and is a predicted model, not a curated record.
GUCUAAAAUUAAAUGGCUGCCUUCAAGUGCGGCCUGGGAUCGAGGCUAUGCAGCUCUCUGCUCACUCUUGCAGCUACCAAUAGCUAGCGUUCUAGUGCAGAGCUAAUUACUAAGUAGAGUAGUAACACUCGGUGAACAAGUUUUGCUACGGACUCUUCUGAAAAGGCUGCAAUGGCAUUCCAAGUAAGCAAAACUAGGCAUAACUCGAGAACGAAGCAUUAUUUUGCAAAUCCACGAAUUAAAAUCCAAGUAAAUAUGACUAGAAGCCUAUAGAAACUCUUACUUGCACUUGAUUCAUCCUUGAGCAGCUGUAGCGGUCUACACACACAGACACACAGGCACACACACAGACACACAAACACACUACCGUAUACCUCGCUUGCGCAUGCGCACCGAGGCAUAAUAAAGCUAGAAUUUUGCGGGUGAAAAACUUUUGCGAAUGAGCCAAAUCAGCAGAAAAUUUGACCCUUUGCGAUCUAACUACAGUAGAACCUCGAUUAUCAGGAACCUCGAUUAUCCGGCUUGGCAGUUUUCUAGAUUACAUAAUUCAGAAAAUGGGUGUGUCCCUCAAAUGCGCAUGCGCGUUGCAGCUGUUACCAUGGAGACAUGCCUGCUUUUCUUUUGCGCAUGCGCAGACAACAUGUGGCACUGCUGUUCAUCAAUAAAGUGGGUGGAUCAAGGCGUGGUUUAUCUAUUUGAUUAUCCGGCAUAUUCACUUAUCCGGCCUGCUUCUGGAACCAAGGUGUCCGGAUAAUCGAGGUUCUACUGUAUUGUGUUCUGGCAAGGAUCGUGUGUAUUUACUAGUAAUAAUUUAUUGUUGCAGAUAUUAUUGAUCUACCAUCGCAAAGUUCGCAAAUGUUUGAUACUCGCAAAACAUUCUAGUAAUACGGUAGUAGAUUUGGCAUCUCCACCGAGGCAUCAGCACCUGUGGUGCUUUUAUUAUACUGACAUAGUGUUGCCCUCCACAGCCAUCUGCCCUGACCUCAUUGUCUCAGUGAAUGGUGUAGUCAACUAUAGUCCAGCUACCACUCCCAGACUAGAGGGAACCACGGUGACACAGAGCUGCCUGAAUGGAUACGUGCCCUCCACUACUACCAGAGUGUGUCUGACUACCAGAUCAUGGAGUGGAUCAGCUCUCACUUAUGAAGUGUCUUCUGUAUUCGUAUCCGUAUUCAUAGGAACCACCAAUGUUGCUAUGAACUCACAGGUUGCCAUAGAUACCAUCGGGGAGGAUAAUGAUCUUAGCACUUAUCUGCAGCACUAACAAAUCUCAGUGUUGUCGAAGAAGUGAUGGCCUUGCAGCCGGAGAGUGGAGGUUUCCAAGCGGAGAAGUUGUUCCCAGACGUACUGAUGUUGACACCUCUUUUCCCUUUGUCUCCACUCGUUUUACUGGGAUAGUACGACUUCAUCGUCAAGGGUCUGUGUCAGGCCCCACUGGGUCCUACUGCUGUGUGAUUCCUGAGAGUGCUGGAGUUGACACAACUUUCUGUGUGCAACUAGUAAUCUCUUGUGGCCCCCCACCCUCUAUUACCAAUGGAUCUCCUGGAACACCAACCAGCACAGUGAUCGGAGGAGAGGUGACCUACACCUGUUACACUGGAUUCAUUUUUUCUGAUUCACCUGUUGCAACUUGUCUAUCCACUGGCAAUUGGAGCAGCCCGCCGUCUUGUCAGACACCUCCUCCUGUCUACCUGUCCCUCUCCUCUACCACCUACCUGUCAGGGCUCUCUGAGAUCCCCCUAUCCUCCGUGGGAGAGGGGAGUGGUCUCAUUUGUCAUACUGACCUUGCCGACUGCUGUGAGGGUGACACGGAAGAUUGGUACUAUCCUAACGGCUCUGUUGUUAUGGAGGAUGGAGCGUUGUACAUUAGCAGAGGUCAGAUGAGUGUCAGUCUGAUGAUGAGUGGAACAGCUACUGCUCCUGGUGGUGUCUACUGCUGUGUGGUGCCUAACAGUGGAGGGAGGGACACAGCAUGUAUUGUGUUAGUCAAUAUAGCUUCUACUGAUGAGAGCUCCAUCUCUGCCAACACCAUUUUACCAUAUGCCAUUACAGCCUCUACUGAUGAGAGCUCCCCCUCCUCUGACAACACUGGUGCUGUGGUGGGAGGAGUGGUAGCCCUGGUAGUCGUGGUGGUGAUUGCAGUGACUAGCUGUAGUGAUGGUGACCUACCUAGUGCUCCGUUACAAGAGAGGAGGGAAGAUGACUGUUCCUUGUGAAAUUCCACUCGCUGACAAGGGUCAAAGUUCAGCCAAUACCAACGAUAAUGUCUCCACUAUUUAUGAGGAUAUGAUCAGCUACAAACAAAACGAUGCCUACGGGACGAUGAGUGGGUGUGAUAACACUGAGGCGGCUCCAACUUACGAUAACUGAACUGAAACAUGACUAAAGUUCUUAAUCAAAAUGUUGUAUUUUCAUCAGCCCCUCUAUUUUACAAAACACAAUCAUUAAUUUUUAGUUUCCCUUUUUGUACGGAUAAUUAUAACGAUAUAAACAUGCUCACA